Drosophila obscura is the source of this 411-nucleotide messenger RNA. Its product is annotated as heterogeneous nuclear ribonucleoprotein A/B. The record is from RefSeq and is a predicted model, not a curated record. Lineage: Eukaryota; Metazoa; Arthropoda; Insecta; Diptera; Drosophilidae. Bases 1 to 411 code for a protein of 136 amino acids. The transcript has a single exon.
AUGCCGCUGGCGUUGGCUGUGCUGCUGCUGCUGCUGCUGGGGGGCACGCACUUGACUGGAGCGGCGGCUGUCAGCGUUGGCACAGAUGUUGACAAGGAAGUGGCACCAGUUGGCGAUGUAACAACGGAUCUGCUGUCAUUGGAGCCGGAAAUUGGCGGCUCUGCGGUGCGGCGGAAAGAGCAGGAGCAGCAGCAGCAGCAACGAGGUGGCCGUCGAGCGCGUGGCAUCUUCUUCAGCGGCGGCUUCCAGGGCUAUCCCUUUGGCGGCUGGGCCUGGGGCAGUGGCUAUGGCAAUGGCUAUGGCUAUGGCAAUGGCUAUGGCUGGUCCUUUCCCGGCUCUUAUGGCCCUGCACCCACGUACUAUGGCUAUUAUCCGGGCUACCUGGGCUAUCAGAAAAUUAUAAUCGGCUAA